This is a messenger RNA of Caenorhabditis bovis, 447 nucleotides long. The record is from the annotation of a GenBank genome assembly. NCBI's taxonomy places the organism in Eukaryota, Metazoa, Nematoda, Chromadorea, Rhabditida, Rhabditidae.
AUGCGUUCAAAAUUCAUUCUUCUCGUUUUGUUCGCGUUCGGCUGCGACGCCGACAAAUUAAGACUCGACGGUUGGAUUCAUUGCAGUUUGUCCGAUCGCCAAUAUUUCGAGGUCGGCAUCAACGCCUAUGAAAGAGACUACAUGUUUUUGCAAAAAAAUGAUUAUCUCGGCUAUCAAGGCUUCAUCGCCGAAGCGCCCGGCACCCACUUCUUCACAAUUUUCGGCGCACAAAAUGAGGACGAGGGCAAUGAAUAUUACACAUUCGUUCUCGUUAUCAGCCAUGAUUGCACCAGCGAUCGGAAGAGAGUCACAUACACUGUCAUGGACGACCGAUACCAAUGCAACCUCGGACAUCAUUGCCAGUAUACCGCCUAUGUGAAUAUUACGGGGUCGUGGGGAACAGUAUACACGAAUAAUAAUGGCGGCUCAAUUCUCUAUUUGAAAUGA